Messenger RNA from Lagenorhynchus albirostris (white-beaked dolphin), 4001 nucleotides. Its product is annotated as E3 ubiquitin-protein ligase parkin. The record is from RefSeq and is a predicted model, not a curated record. Gene Ontology annotation, biological process: protein polyubiquitination; regulation of cellular response to oxidative stress; autophagy of mitochondrion. Gene Ontology annotation, molecular function: ubiquitin protein ligase activity; 1-acylglycerol-3-phosphate O-acyltransferase activity; ubiquitin conjugating enzyme binding. Gene Ontology annotation, cellular component: endomembrane system; cytosol; cytoplasm. Bases 117 to 1514 code for a protein of 465 amino acids. The transcript has 12 exons. NCBI's taxonomy places the organism in Eukaryota, Metazoa, Chordata, Mammalia, Artiodactyla, Delphinidae.
GGGGACAGGCUUCCUGCACGAUUUAACCCGGGAGCGUCGCUCGUGUGAGGCGCAGGCGGCCGCCGGCGUGCGUGUAGGCCCUUGCUCGCCCGGCAGCCUCCAACUGCCCAGUGGCCAUGAUAGUGUUUGUCAGGUUCAACUCCAGCCAUGGUUUCCCAGUGGAGGUCGAUUCUGACACCAGCAUCUUCCAGCUCAAGGAGGUGGUUGCUAAGCAACAGGGGGUUCCAGCUGACCAGUUGCGUGUGAUUUUCGCAGGGAAGGAGCUGAGGAAUGACUUGACAGUGCGGAGCUGUGACCUGGAUCAGCAGAGCAUCGUUCACAUUGUGCUGAGACCCCAGAGAAAAGUCCCAGAAAGGAGCACAGCUGGAGGGGACAGCCCGCAGAACACUGCGGGGGGCUCUGAGAGGGAGCCUGAGAGCCUAACUCGUGUGGACCUCAGCAGCUCCGUCCUCCCAGCCGACUCAGUGGGUCUGGCUAUUAUUCUGAAGGAUGACAACGAGAAUGGUGGCCCACCAGCUGGAAGGCCAGCAGGUAGACCAACCUACAACAGCUUUUUUGUCUACUGCAAAGGCCCCUGUCAAGGAGUGCAGCCAGGAAAGCUCAGGGUACGGUGCAGCACCUGCCAACAAGCGACGCUCACCUUGGCCCAGGGUCCUUCUCGCUGGGAAGAUGUCUUAAUCCCAAACCAGAUGAGUGGUGAAUGCCAGUCUCCAAACUGCCCUGGGACUAGAGCAGAAUUUUUCUUUAAAUGUGGAGCACACCCGACCUCUGACAAGGAAACGUCAGUAGCUUUGAACCUGAUCACAACAAAUAGUCGAGACAUCACCUGCAUAACAUGUAUGGACAUCAGAAGCCCGGUCCUGGUUUUCCAGUGCAACUACCGCCACGUGAUUUGCUUAGACUGUUUCCACCUCUACUGUGUGACGAGACUCAAUGAUCGGCAGUUUGUCCACGACCCUCAGCUUGGUUACUCUCUACCUUGUGUGGCUGGCUGCCCCAACUCCUUGAUUAAAGAGCUCCAUCACUUCAGGAUUCUUGGAGAAGAGCAGUACAACCGGUACCAGCAAUAUGGCGCCGAAGAGUGCGUGCUGCAGAUGGGGGGCGUGCUGUGCCCCAGCCCGGGCUGCGGAGCAGGGCUGCUUCCUGAGCCCAGCCAGAGGAAGGUCACCUGCGAAGGGGGCAGCGGCCUGGGCUGCGGGUUUGUCUUUUGCCGGGACUGUAAGGAACCGUACCACGAAGGUGAAUGCAGCGCCCUGUUUGAAGCCUCAGGAACAGUUACUCAGGCCUACCGAGUUGAUGAGAAGACGGCAGAGCGGGCUCGGUGGGAGCACGCCUCCAAAGAAACGAUCAAGAAGACCUCUAAACCCUGUCCCCGUUGCCACGUGCCGGUGGAAAAACAUGGAGGGUGCAUGCACAUGAAGUGCCCGCAGCCCCAGUGCCAGCUCGAGUGGUGCUGGAACUGCGGCUUGGAGUGGAACCGCGCCUGCAUGGGGGACCACUGGUUCGACGUGUAGCUGGAGCAGUGGCCACGCAGGUGCACUCAGCCGCCAUCGCGCUGGGAAACAUACAGAGUGUCCUUGUGUCAUCUGCUACUUCUCCUUUCUCUAAACACACACACACACACACACACACACACACACUUCAAGUUCUUUCCAAAAUCACAAAAACAGUUAUAAGAGAAGCUCUCAGGAUCCCUUUCACUGUGCCCCUGGGAAACAGCCAAGCUAAUGGUGAGACCGUCAGGACGUAUCCGCAGGCCUCGGCGAUACGCGGACACCAGGGCACAGAUGGCAGCGCAAUUCGCCUUUUGUACGGGUUGUCAUUCUUGAGUGAAUUCAAGUCAGGCUGGAAAAAUACACAGAUUUCUCAGGUUCAAUUACCUGCCUUUUACCUUCAGCAAACAAUGGGAAGAAGCCUUUGGUGAGGUGGGAAAUAGUUUUGAGGAACUAUUGUCAGUGGUUCUCUCUAAGACUGACUGCAGUGGAUUCUGAGAACGACAUUCACAGCUUAAAAAGCGAUGCCCGUAUUUAAAUUUUCAGAAAGCAUCUAUUCCCAAAGAACACAGGCAAUAGUCAAAACCAUGUGUUUAUCCCCAAGAAUUCUAUUUUUAUGUAUUGCAUUAAUGAAAUAUCAACUCUGCACGAAUCAGCUUGUCAACUAACUGAGAAAUUAUGAAACUUAAUCUGAACAUUGAAUGUUCAAUGUUCAAUGUAUAGGGAAGAAAUCAAAACUUAGUGUACUUUCACUUCAUUUAAUUAUACGCAACGUUAGAAAGAUAUUGUUUUUCUGAAAAUAUUACACAAUCGAGAAUUUGAUUUUAAACAUUCAUUUUGAGCUUGGAGAAUAAGCUCAUACGUCUGGCUUCACUGUCAAUGUAAUGAAUAAGGUGCCUCUAGAGGGGACACUUUUAGAAAUGAUUUCAUAAUGAUUCUCAGUGUUAACAAACAUGCAGGUUAUUAAAGCAGAAUCUGUAAAGAAGGAGCGUUUCCAGAUCAUCAAAAUGAAAUUUUAUGCACUUUCUGUCCACCUGGACCAUGUUAACUAUAUUUUUUUGUAUCAAAAUACUUUAUUCUGGACCCCUUUCAGAUCUGAUUCAGAUUAAAGUUGUCAAAGCAGCAGAGUGCAAAGGGAAACUGCAACAACAACAAAAAUGUGCCUGAAAGGAUAAAGGGGGUCAUUGGGGACGAAUCGCGGUGAUACGGAACCAAAAUACAUUGUAAGUGUAAUUAACAUGGCUCAGGACAGCCCACUCGGGGCUCUGCCCCCCCAACGGGUUAUUCAGAGUUCUUUUCUCUAGGACGUAAGCUCACACGAGAAUACUUCCUCACGUUAACAUGGCUUGAAUUGGAUUGGUGAUCAAGUUUUCAUCCUUUUUUUAUUUUUGAGGCAUUCACAAUACAUCAAAAAGAGCUGUGUUUACACUGAAUGCAGCAAACCCCAUCCUCCACAGCACAGCGUGUGAUGGAAAAGUCAAACCACUGUCUUUGUUCUCGCCCGCCUUCUCAGGGAGAUCGUGACCAUCACUGAGGGUGUAAUGACUCUCACUAGAGCACAGGGUUUCUUUUGGAUUUAGAGACCCUGGAAAUUAUGAAAUCUGUAGCAGGCCUUGUCUUUGUAGACGUAGCACCAGAAAUCCUUGCUGGAGGGAGAGAGGGAAGGACCCCAGCAGACUCCCCCAGGACAUCUGUCCCUCUGUCCCUAACCAUCCAUCCAGGGACAGUCCCCCCUCUCCGUCUUCCUCAGAGGUCCUGCAGCUGGGAAAUGAUAGGGGGGAGGCAGCCUCGUCAGUGGGAACGGCCUCACAUGGCUUCACUCUGUCGGAAAAUCCAACCUCCCCAGCACGGCCCAGAGGCUGCCACCUCCUGUCAGGGAGCCUAUGGAUGGUACAGAGAUAGCGGAGAGCCAGUCUCCCAAGUAAGAAAGAGGCAGGUCACCAGGCUGGAGCCCCACAUCCCCAUGGCUGGCAUCAGGGCUCAGCCUGGAACGCACGCGGGGCCUGCCUGCGAGUUACCAACAGUCCCAGCAGGUAGCAGCUCCGUACGCGGAGCCGGCAGGACAGUCAGGUGGUUCCCUCUGUAGGGGGGCACCCAGCAUCUUAUACCCGCCACAGCUUCACGGUUUAAUGACUCUGCUGUUACUGCCCCCUCCCGAUCUGCAUGGUUUGUUGGGUACGCCGGGCAGACAAGGUUUGCUCCCACUCGUGCAGGCAGUAGACGUCCUAGGUCCCUGCUGCUUCUCUGGUGGUACCUCCUUUUUUUUUUCAGAAUAGAAUACUGAUUCUUAAAACAAGUUAAAGAGCAAGCAGCCACUGUAAAUGAGUGUGAAUCACAAACCACUAUAAAUGAACAUGUCUGAGCAUUGAACGGUGCAACAAACUGUGAAUCUAGCAAAAGAACAGAAAUAAAGUCUUUGCAGAAGAAUCUUUACUUUUCUCUGAACUGUGUAAAGAAAUACUUGGCAGCUAUGUCUAAGGUUGUACUCAAAUUGUCAAUAAAAGUAUC